UCACCACCCACGCCCACAUGCUCAUGAACACCCCAAUCCCGUUCUCCCCGCACCUGGCCAUGACCUGGCCGAUCGAUCCGGCCGGCGGACGGCUCCCAUAUCCCUGUCAGGGCAUGACCCACGUCGCCCAUCGCACUGUCGUCACGGCUGGCUUGACAACCCUCGACAACUUCACCGGCUCGGCGACCCAUGGAGGCGGCUCCUGCCAGUUUGGCAUCAAUUUGAACGGAUUACCGGCGUACACGGCAGACCCUGCCAACUGGCGCGCCAUUUAUAUUAUCAUUGGCGGCUGUCCCACCCAGAUUGUCCGGGAUGCGGUGCACUGCGGGGAUGACGAGGGCGUCGACUGUAUCCGGCAGUAUAAAAUUCCCAUCCCCAAGGGCCUGUCGAACAGGGACGCGACGUUUGCGUGGACUUGGUACAACCGGAUUACCAAGGACGAGGUGUACAUGAUGUGUGCUCCCAUCACGGUUGUCGGCGGGGUGGAGGAUCCGGGGCAGGGAGGCGGUUUGUCGAGGAGGAGCUGCCGGUGA
Molecule: messenger RNA, 533 nt
Organism: Parathielavia appendiculata
Lineage: Eukaryota; Fungi; Ascomycota; Sordariomycetes; Sordariales; Chaetomiaceae
Product: lytic polysaccharide monooxygenase
Exons: 2
Coding region: 18-533 (171 amino acids)
Source: RefSeq, a predicted model, not a curated record